Molecule: messenger RNA, 2565 nt
Organism: Wyeomyia smithii (pitcher-plant mosquito)
Lineage: Eukaryota; Metazoa; Arthropoda; Insecta; Diptera; Culicidae
Product: proton-coupled amino acid transporter-like protein CG1139
Exons: 9
Coding region: 399-1760 (453 amino acids)
Biological process (GO): amino acid transmembrane transport
Cellular component (GO): vacuolar membrane
Molecular function (GO): amino acid transmembrane transporter activity
Source: RefSeq, a predicted model, not a curated record
AAAAUUUUCUCUCAGUUCGAUCACAGCUCCCGAACCGACCGGAAUAGACAGCAACAGUAGAACGCUACGCGAAAAAAGGGGGAAGAUUUUGUGGUGGUCAGUCUAUUCCUGAUUGUUAGUUAGGUUUCGUUUCUUAUGAUUAUCUCUUUGCGAGGACUGCAGUUAUGUUAUUUAACAAGUUUCGCUGUUAACAGCUGGAUAGAAUCGGUUGAUUUUUUUGUUUGCUAGACAUACUGUGUAUUUUUUUUUUUGGUUCAAGUUCAAAACAGAUAUAUUCAGUGCAAGGACGAGCAGAGAGAUUGCAACGUUUUCUAGCGGGUGCGUUAUGUAAUUUUCAGCAGAGCGCCCUUCAGACCUAUAUUUUCAGAAAGUGUGCAGUUCCUUAAACAACCGUCGCCAUGAGUAGUCCCAGGAAGGACACCAACGUGGACAUGCAGUUACUUGGAAAACCAUCGUCUCCAUCUCGGAACGGGGAAAUGAUUGUAGACGAAAAUUAUGAUCCACAUUUGCACCGGAAUCGACCGCACCCAACGACCAAUUUUGAAACAUUGGUGCACCUUCUUAAGGGUUCACUGGGUACCGGUAUUUUGGCGAUGCCGCAGGCUUUCUACAAUUCCGGCUAUCUCUCCGGAGUGAUAAACACCAUACUGAUAGGCAUCCUGUGUACUUACUGCUUACACGUGCUGGUCCAGGCUCAGUAUGUCCUGUGCAAGCGGCACCGGGUCCCCAUUCUAACUUAUCCUAUUUCGAUGAAGAUGGCGCUUGAGGAAGGACCCCAGUGUUUGCGGCCGUUUUCACGGUAUGCCAUUGUGAUCGUAGAUGGAUUUAUGAUCGUCUAUCAGUUAGGAAUCUGCUGCGUAUACAUUGUAUUCGUGGCCACAAAUAUCAAGCAGCUCGUUGAUGUUUACUUAACGCUGGAUGUGAAAAUCCACUGUCUGAUACUUCUGGUACCGCUGAUAGGCAUUAACAUGAUACGUAACCUCAAAAUUCUGGCUCCUUUCUCUUCGUUAGCAAAUGUGAUCACGUUUGUCGGCAUCGGCAUGAUUCUGUACUACAUUUUGGAUGACCUGCCACCUCUUUCGGAGCGUGAAGCUUUUGCCGAUAUUGGAAAGUUCCCACUGUUUUUCGGUACAACACUCUUCGCACUAGAAGCAGUUGGAGUGAUAAUCGCGCUGGAAAACAAUAUGGCAACGCCGAAAUCUUUCGGUGGACCUUGUGGAGUCCUCAACGUUGGUAUGAUUGUUAUUGUGGCCUUGUACGCCGGAAUGGGUUUCUUGGGGUAUUUGAAGUAUGGUGCCGAGUCGUUGGGUAGUAUCACACUCAAUCUUCCUGAAAAUGAGAUAUUGUCGCAAAGUAUACGGGUUUUGUUCGCAAUUGCAAUAUUUAUUUCGUACGGACUGCAGUGCUACGUUCCGGUUGAUAUUAUUUGGAACGUUUAUCUCGUCGACAGAUACAAGGAUUCGAAUAAAAAAUUGGUAUACGAAAUGCUCGUACGCAUAGUAGUUGUCAUCGUUACCUUCCUACUGGCGGUUGCAAUUCCACGGCUCGGUCUGUUCAUCUCACUCUUCGGAGCUCUGUGCCUGUCGGCGUUGGGAAUUGCAUUCCCUGCCAUUAUGGAAAUUUGCGUGUUGUGGCCCGACAAGCUUGGCCCGGGAAAGCUAAUCCUCUGGAAGGACAUCAUUCUGAUACUAUUCGGUAUAAUCGGCCUUGUCGCAGGAACAUACACAAGUGUUCGGGACAUCGUUUACAGCUUUCAGUAGUUUUGUUUUCUUCUCAAAACCUAAGCAAUUUCUUCUCAGUGCAGAAGCGAGCUUACAAAUAGCACGCUGGCUAUGUAUAUAGGAUAGGAACUCACGAAUAUGAUAUGAAACAAUUAAAACCAACAGACUGUAGUUGUUUUUUGCUAUUAACUAGCAGAUAAAAUUAGGUCUAAUAUAGAACUAACCGCAAACUACCAUCGAAGCGAAAAGCUGGGCUGCAUCACUUGCGACUAGAAGAAUAUGCUUGUAUGUGGAAAUUGCUAGCAGCAAUGUAAAGUAGUUAAAAGUACUCUAGAUAAACAAUUACUGGUCAACAUAUCAUUUGCAUCGAUUGGAACUUGAAUCGUGCCUGUGUUAUAUUGAUUGAGAGAAUACUUGAAAAACUUCUCACCACCUUCUAAGCAAAGAUAUUAUCUUUCUGCUAAUCGAUUUCUGUCUAUAAGGUACCUAUAUUAUGGUGAAUUUGAUAAAAAAUUGUAUUGUGCUUUUGUGAUCGUAAAUAUAUAUCAUAGACACAUAGUAAUUGUAUUAGCUUUAUAAGAUGUCCCAAAGAUAUUUUCGGUCCAAGCCCUACGGAUGCUUGAAUAAUGAUAACAAUUACCGGAUUUUUGGACAUCUGCUGAGCAACCAAUAAACAUGCCAAAAUUCAGUUCACUGGCUAUCGGCGUAAUUCUUCGUUGUGUAAAAACCAACCUUCGUUGUUACUCCCAUCUACAAUUUUAUAAAAAAAAAUCAAUCUUUUUUUGUAAUCGUUUCAAUUUAUUUUGGCUAGCGUUUCCAAAUAAAUAAAUCUAUUGAUUCACAA